This is a messenger RNA of Symbiodinium sp. CCMP2592, 1194 nucleotides long. Lineage: Eukaryota; Dinophyceae; Suessiales; Symbiodiniaceae. The record is from the annotation of a GenBank genome assembly.
AUGUUGGGCCUGGCAAGGCGGAUGUUCAGUUCGUUCGACAGUGAGGACAAGCAAAGCUCUUCACCUGCCGAUCAAGCCGAGCCGUCUGAGGCUGGACCAAAGCUGCCUUUGGCCUCUCGACACUUAAGAUUCGAAGCUGGAGCCCAAAGUUCGGAGAACGACAAGGAGGUCUCCGAGCCCCCGGGCCUUGCCUCUCCCACAGGCGCAGAGACGCCUGGAUCAAGGCACCAUGGCGGGGGAGAGUGCAACCCCUGCGCCUGGUACUGGAAGCCCCAAGGCUGCUUGCGUGGAAAAGAAUGCGGAUACUGCCAUCUUUGUCCAGAAGGUGAAGUGAAGCUCAGGAAAAAGGCCAAGUUGGCUGCCAUGCGAGGUGGCGCUAGUCCGACCUCCCCUUCUCCCUUCAGUGCCUCGUCGCCGAAGUUGGGAAAGGAGGAUUCCGAAGCCGAGGUCCCCGAUCGCAAACCGGCACCGUCGGUGGGAUCAGCUCUUCAUGGCACUGGAGAGUGUAAGCCUUGCGCAUGGUUCUGGAAGCCGAAGGGCUGCCAGAAUGGCGCAGAGUGCCGCCACUGCCACCUGUGCCCGAUGGGUGAGAUCCGUCAGCGGAAGAAGGCCAAGGACAAGCAUGCCAAGGAAGAGGAGCAGGCGGAUGUCAGCUGGAACCUCCCCAUGUCCGUGCCGCUGGAGCCACUAGAGCCGCUGAAAGUGGACCUUCCCGAAGUACGUGCGCUGGAUUUACCAGACAUGCCUGGAGACCUGCAAGAGCCUCAGAAGGUGGCGCCGUCGCCCACGUCUGCACUAGGAGGAGACUCCGUGCCGACGUUCAAGCCGCCACCUGGCUUGGACCCGAGCCCGGUGGCCUCAAUUGGCUUGGCGGAAACCCCAGCGAAGCUCCAGGCCAAGGCUGAAAGCUGUCCGGAGAAGUUCGAGGACACCUGCACCCCGAUGGCUCUCAGUCUCUCAGACAUGUUGAGCCCCGAUGGUUCUGGCGAGGACAGCGUCACCCCUCUGAGGCUUUCGGACUACAUUGGUGCAAAGCCAUUCACCCCCAGCAAACUGCUAGAAGGCCUCGAUGAACAGGCAUUCACCCCAGCGAAGCUGAAGGUUGAGAGCGGCCACCUCGAGAAGCUGGAGGACUCUUCCACCCCGAUGGCUCUUAGCCUCUCAGAGAUGCUGAGUCCCGAAGCCUCCGAAGAG